This is a messenger RNA of Marchantia polymorpha subsp. ruderalis, 1452 nucleotides long. Lineage: Eukaryota; Viridiplantae; Streptophyta; Marchantiopsida; Marchantiales; Marchantiaceae. The record is from the annotation of a GenBank genome assembly.
UAAUGUUUGCAACUCAGGAGUUAUAAAAUGGGACAGCGUGAAUCGAGUCGAGUGGAUUCGUCUUUUAAGCGAGAUUGUUGAAUGCGUGACUGUACUUAUGGGUUAUGAGAGUAGGUAGUCGUUAACCUGAAAUUCUCAUUAAAGACAUGAAUUAGAACAUCCUCAGCCGGGAAGGCCCAGCAUCUCAUAACAAGCGCACGACCAGCAGAUUUCACGACCAGCAGAUUUGAGGGGAGUGGACGACACUUUGGAGCACGAUUUUGUAGCAAUGACGAGUGAGCUGACGAAGUCCAUAGGCGGAGGGAAGGUGCUCUCGAGCUUCAUGAUUGCGAGACAACGGAUCUGAUUCUCGCUGCAGCCGCGCGAGGUGAGGCGUCCGUGAGCUCCACUAAGUUACUCGGUCGUCCAAUGUUCGACCUCCAGACUAUGAAGCAACGAAAUUCUUGUUCGAUCGAAGAAGAAGACAUAGUUAUUGAAAUUUCGUGGAGUCCGGAAAGCCUCAAAGCCGCGGAUAUUUUCAGCGGGAAACCUUCUACUCGUAGGAAGAUUCUGGAGAUGGCCAUACUCCGGAUCACCGAGGAGAAGUCGCUAAGCAAAGUUUCGGACUUGAAGCGGGUGCCGUCGCUUAGCAUACACCCAAAUCCAGACUUAGGCCGAGGCCAUGGGCCUUUUGACAGUUUUAUUUCUUCUCUCAAGAGUGACCGCUCAGGAAAGGAGAUUUACGGUGAGGAAGAGAUGACGACGAGAAACUCCAUAAUGUUACACAAAAGGCUCUUCAGAUCAUGCAGUUGCAAGUGAGGGUUUGGAAGGCAUCGUUCAACAGACGAGAGCAAACGAAGCAUAGAUCCAGAUGGUUAUGUAUUGUGAUUAGCAAAUGACGGGAUUAACUUUGCAGGCGAAGACGUGGAUCAUAUUUACAUCCUCCACUCUGAUGUAUCUUUUAUUGUUAAUAGAGGUUUGAGGGUCGACGGUCACGUUCUUUAGGCGGAAAUAUUUGUAAUCGAUUGGCUGACAAUACUGUGGCCAGUUGUGCCUCGAACCUUCCGGCCUUCGGAGUUCUGUUCCUUGAACGGUCGGGCAAGUUGAAUGGUAUUCCUGGCACAGAAGGUCUUGUCAGCUGUGUGAUGGAUUCCUUUGGUAAGAGAGUCGGGAUCACUUGUGAGAUCGGGAUCAAGUUCCAUUUGGACGUCGUAAGCUCUGAAAAGUAUCAUCUUCCUGGAAAGUCCGUGUCUUCUCCUGCAUUACAGUAGCGCAAACAUAUUCACGGAUCUGCUAAGUACGUUAUCGUAUUUGCUAGGACAGAGUAUAUGACGUAGUCCUUGUGGUUGUUCAGAUGUUUGUUUACCAGGGUGGUGUGAACUAGUCUGUACAUUCCAACUCAAGGUUAUUUCAAUGUACUGGCAUUAAAGAGAUGAUGUACCUUAGACAGCGGAAGCGAAACAUGUUAAUCCG